Molecule: messenger RNA, 6873 nt
Organism: Dromiciops gliroides (monito del monte)
Lineage: Eukaryota; Metazoa; Chordata; Mammalia; Microbiotheria; Microbiotheriidae
Gene: IGFBP5
Product: insulin like growth factor binding protein 5
Exons: 4
Coding region: 821-1636 (271 amino acids)
Biological process (GO): regulation of insulin-like growth factor receptor signaling pathway
Cellular component (GO): extracellular region
Molecular function (GO): insulin-like growth factor I binding; fibronectin binding; insulin-like growth factor II binding
Source: RefSeq, a predicted model, not a curated record
GCUGGCCGGCAGCCAGGGGAACGUCUAUUUAAAAAAGACAGCCUGCUCGGCAAUAAUCAGUCUCUUUAGAAACUUCUCCAGGGGAAAAGUGUUGGGAGAGCUACAAAGUGGUGGUGCUUUUAGAAUAUUUUUCCCCUUCCUCCUCCUUCCACAGGACUCUUUUCGUGCUUUGCAGAGAACCUGACGAUUUGGAAGAGGUGGUGGACGGGAGAAAAGAGGGGUUUUUAUAUAUUAAAGAAAAAUCUUGCUUAUCUUUUUUUUCUUUUUCUUUCUUUCUUUUUCUUUUUCUUUUCUUUUCUUUUUUUUUUUUUUUGGUCUGUCUAUCGGGCAGCCUCUACCUGCUCCGUGGCAACCCCGAUCCACUUGAUGCAUUCAUAGGGAGGACAGGGAGUUCACACUUGGGUGUGAUCUUCAAUUUUUUUAAACUUCUCCUCCCCAAUCUUCAAGCAAAUUUUCCGGUGGUUGCUACCUGUCUUGUGGGGACUUUUUUUCCCCACUUUUAAAAAGGCAGGUGAGCCGGGAUUUGGGGGGGGGGCUAUUUUGCCAUUCCUCUUUCUCCGUUCACCUGGCGAUUAUUUUUCUUUGCCCCAAACUGUUGCAAGCCUUAAUUCUUGCAAACGGCUCUCUCAUCACUUCAAUUUUUCUCCCAACACUUUUUUUUAAACCCCUUGUAGAGAGAGGAGAAAAGCUCUUGUCUUGCUUCCCAGACAAUAGGUAGCUGGGCAGAUAUUAAGACUCUGCCCUCCACACACACACACCCUGCCCCCACAGUCUCCCCAGCCCGGCACCGUGCCCCAAGGUAAGGGGGAACUUUAGGAAGAUGGUGCUGCCUACGGUGUUCCUGCUGUUGUCCGCCUGCAUCGGGGCAGCUCAGGGCCUGGGCUCUUUCGUGCACUGCGAAGCGUGCGACGAGAAAGCCCUGUCCAUGUGCCCCCCGAGCCCUCUGGGCUGCGAGCUGGUCAAGGAGCCCGGCUGCGGCUGCUGCAUGACCUGCGCGCUGAACGAGGGGCAGUCGUGCGGGGUGUACACUGAGCGUUGCGCCCAAGGGCUCCGCUGCCUCCCGCGACAGGACGAGGAGAAGCCCCUGCACGCCCUCCUGCACGGACGUGGGGUCUGCCUCAACGAAAAGAGCUACCGAGAGCAAGCCAAGAUUGAGAGAGAAUCCCGAGAACAUGAGGAGCCAACCACUUCAGAGAUGGCUGAGGAGACCUACUCCCCAAAAGUUUUCCGGCCCAAGCAUGUUCACCUCUCUGAGAUGAAGGCUGAAGCCCUGAAGAAAGACCGCCGGAAGAAGCUGACCCAGUCCAAGUUUGUUGGCGCUGCUGAGAACACUGCUCAGUCACGGGUCAUCUCCGUCCCUGAGAUGAGACAGGAGUCUGAACAAGGCCCCUGCCGCAGACAUAUGGAAGCUUCCCUGCAAGAACUCAAAACCAGCCCCCGUAUGGUGCCCCGCACUGUUUACCUGCCCAACUGUGACCGUAAAGGCUUUUACAAGAGGAAACAGUGCAAGCCAUCCCGGGGCCGCAAACGUGGCAUUUGCUGGUGCGUGGACAAGUAUGGGAUGAAGCUGCCAGGGAUGGAGUACGUCGAUGGAGAUUUCCAAUGUCACAGUUUUGACAGCAGUAAUGUUGAGUGAGGCAUCCCUCCUAUCCCUCAUCCCUUUCCCCUCCACCCCUCCCUGCUCCCCAGUUUUUCCCCGGCUCCCUCCCCAACCCCAUUCCAGCCAGUGCCCCUCUCCACCCCGAGGAUGCCACUCAUUUCAUCUCAUUUAAGGGAAAAAAAAUAUUUGAAGAAACUGAGGACCUCGGAAUCUUUAGCAAGUUCUCAACCUUUUGUUUUUUAAGCAACAACAACAACAGAGACAGAAUAAACCAAGAAGACACCCCUUUUUUGGUUGAUAGGGUGAAGAGUGGGGUGGUAAGGAGAACGAAUGAAGAAGGGAAGAGAGGAAGAGCAAAAUAGAGAGCAUAUGACAGAAGAGAAUCACGGAGAAGGACACAAAAAGUCAAGAAAAGCAAGAGAGAAAAGAGGAGAAGUGAUUAGUAACCUGUACUGGCCCACAUCCUGCUGCGAAGAGGGACCCUUAGCUGGGAAAACGGUUUUGCCUGGAGAGGGCCUGGGUUUUUUAGGUGGGAUCCAGCGGUGGCUGGUUGAGGGAUUUUUCAGUUUGGAUGGGUAGAAAGAGGAAAGAGGUUUUGGCGGUAGACAGAAAGGCAAAAUAGGGCUCUGCUCCCCUGUGUCUCCUCCUCCAGUCAGCUCCCAAGGCCUCUCCAGGCCCAUCGUUCCUCUCCCCUCACCCCCUCAUUCUUCCAAGGGUUGUCCAAAAAUGAAAAUGCAUUCCAUUCCUGUUUUUUUUUUUUUUAAAUCCAACCUUCUGAGUGAUUCUAGCUCAGUAGGAUUCUCCGGACAGACAUAUAUUGACACAUUAUAUGCAUGUGUGUCUGUGUGUAUCUUUCAAGCUGCAUACAGACAUAACCAGUCAUUACUACAUACACAACCUUGGAAAUCUCUUUUCUUCCAAGGUGACUAAAAUAAUGCCAUGGGUGUGGAUAUGGAUUUUUUUUUUCAAUUCUUAGGGUAACCUCCACAGGAGAGGAAGGACUGGCAAAGCAUUUGUGCGGGCUUGUAUUUAUCCACAAGGCUAUAUGUCUACAUAUAGAGAUGUAUACUUUUAUCUUUUUUUUUCUCUCUCUCUCUCUGUCUUUCUCUCUCUAAAUGGUUUGCAUUGACUUUCCAAAACUAGUUUCAGUGGGCACUGAGUAAUCUUCCCAGUCUGGCAAAGCCAAGAAAAGUCCAGAUUUUUUUUUCUCCAACACAAACCAAAAUACCAGCAUCAUCCGCCGGUCAUUUGGGGGUCUCUCCCAAACAGAAAGCUCAGGCAUGUGCUUCCUGUGGAUUUGUAAGAUAGACCCAUUGACAUUUUGCAUCAAUGCUUUCCCAUGACCCCUUGGCUCUACGAGCCUGUGUGUCUGGGUAGGCAUGCACCCAGGCACUUUCGUGCCUGUGUAUACACAGACAUGUCCUCUCCCCCUCACCUCCCUUUUUUAUUUCUUGUAGCUCUCCAGAAAUAGCUCUCUGGCUUUUACACUAAACUGAGCUGGGCCCUUUCGCUCCCAACCAUAACCUAAGCCACAGGUUAUGAGAUAGAGAUUUGUUGUUUCUCAGCCUUCUCCUUGGGAGAAGGGAAGAGAGGUUGAAAUGAGAGGUAGCUAAGAGGGAGAAAAGUAGGGAGGGCCUAGAGCAGAACUUUGGGCUAAUUCUGUCCUUUUUGGGAAAACAAUUAACAAGGGCCAUCCCCAGUACCUUGGAGAGGGAUAGGUAGGCUUCCUUGCCUGUCUCAUUCCAGCAUCAGAGCACAGGGGAGCCCUCCCCACCCUGGAUGCAGGAUUAAAGAGAGAGGAGAGAAAAAGGACAUGCACUGUUCCAUUCUGGGAAACUUUGCUUCCCAGAAGAGAGCUGGAUUCUGGCUAUCCCAAGCCAGAAAUUUUGAACAAGGAGAAGAUACCAGGAGAGGGGUAAAGAAAAGAAUAUGGCUUAAAUAGGUACCGAAGAAAGCUGGAGGGUCUGGAGAGGGAAGGGACAAAACUGUGCUUAGGAACUCUCUUCAGACUUCCACAAUCCCUACCUCCACACCACGGUCGGUUACUUCUUCCUUCCUCAGAAGGGAAAGACAGGAUGAUGCCAGGGAAGUUUUGGCUGGCAUGGGUCAUUUGCGCUGGUAAUAACAAGAAUUCUGACACAACCUCACCUCCCUCCUUCCUCUUCUGCUACAGGAAUGGGAAAGGAUGUUGCUCUUCCUUAGUGGAUGGGGUAGCUCUGAGGCUAAAUGCUCGUCAGAAGGAGACGAGGAAGCAGGUGUGGACACUGGCAGAGAAUACAUCCCUUCAUGAAUACAUCCCUUCAAAACACAUACCUUUUACCUAGUGUCACACUCCCAAGGAGACCAACCUCAAACUCAUCCCACCUUAAUCUGGGGAGAAUAUGGCAAAGAAGCAUGCGUGCUCCAAGUGAAGGGGACACUCACAAGCUGUAGAAUAUAAGGAAAUAAUCCAGAGGGAGUAGCCUUGACUCCUACUUCUCCCCAGUAGAACAUUUGGCAAGGGAGAGAAGAGGGAAAUAAACCAUACUUGAGACAAAGGGCCAGAAGGGGAGGACAGUAAUAGGACCCUUUCUGGGCCUUCUCUUCCUCCCCCAUCUCUCUGCAUCCAUCCUUAUUCCCACCCUACCCCACCCUGGACAUUCCCCACAUUUACAUAGGCCAGUAUCCUUAAUCCUUUCUCACUGUGCUCUCUAGUUUCUCUAUCUGUCUCCCUGUCUCUGUGUCUCUGUCUGUCUCUCUGUCUCUGUCUCUCUCCCCUCCCCCCCCCCCGUGUGUGUGUGUGUGUGUGUGUGUGUGUGUGUGUGUGUGUGUCUCCCUGGAUCUUCAGCAAUCCGUUGGUCUGGGAUUUGCGAAGCAGAUGCUGGGGUGCCAUUUCCCCUAAGAUAAGACUGAGCCAGGAAUCUUACCUCUGUCCUCUCAUAUUCUACCCCCCUCCCACACUUCCCUAUCUCCCAUUUCCUUAGUUUUCUCUCUCCUCCUUUCUCUUUGAUCGUCUUUUCUUCUUUCUCUUAUCCUCCUGCCUUAUUAUUCCCACUUCUUACCCCAGUGAAUGGAAUGCUUCCCCACCCUUGACAUCCUCUGCUCCAUCCCUAGAGGUUGGACAUAAACUUAUCCAGGUCUCAGGAGUGAGUACUGGAGGUUUUUAAACAGAUGAGGAGACCAUGGGAGGAGGAAGUCAAUGUACUGUUAGUUCAAAGUUCAAAUAAAAGGGGGUCUUCUUUAGCUUCAAAAAGGAAGUUGAGUCUAUCCUGGUCUCCUCUUCCAUCUUUCCCAACCCCCUCAGUCCACUUUUAUAGGUUGUUUAAAAAAAACACUAAAACCUUGGGAAUGGAUCUGCAGGGGUGGGGGAAGCUUGGUGAUACAUCCUAAGUCUACUGACCAACCCCUAGUUAUCCCUUUGAGGUACCUGGCUCUUAGAGACUGCAUAAGGAUGUUUCUGUGCAGCUGUUUACUCCCCAGAGGUGGCCACAAUUUCCGGGACUACCUGAACUGAGUGUCCCAAACAGGUAGCCUGACCCAGGCCCAGGGAAGAUGGAUUGAGAGAUAAUGAAGAUGAGAAAGCAAGGACAUUGCCUUCUCCCACUGGGCCCAUGCCCCUGACAGAAGGUAGUUAGGGAAGACAGGUCUGAAAUGACACAGGAGUUAAUAGCUCCUAUGAAAUCUUCAUCCCUGGUUCUUGUCAUGGCUUUACUCCUCAUUGAUGUUCUAGGCCCUGGGUUAUCAGAGUAUCCCGCCAGCCUCCCUACAGGCCUUGCUUAGGAAGGUUUCUGGUCUACCCCCUCCUUCCUCACUCUUCUUGGAAGUAGAGGAACUGCCUCUGUGUUCUUUCUGCUUCAGCAACUUGGGUGAGGGAGAAUGGGCAUGAGCUGACCUUCAUUCCCCCUACCCACCCAUCCCAAAGACAAUGGGGGAGUACAGAAAGAAAUGAGACCUGAUGUCUAUGCAUAGCUUAAACUGACAGCCAGGCCUAUAGAAGCGUGGAGACAUUCAUCCUGCAAAGGGCAAAGGGUAAAGGGAGAUCGUACAAGCUCCUCUGUCCAGGCCUCACUUCUCCUUCACUAUUACUGCCCAUGCGGUCUCCAUGGUGACUUGUAGGCUAAGGCAAGGAAAUAUGGAAUGUGGAGCUGACCCGUUCCCAUCUCAGGCAGGUCAGUUGUUACAGCAAGCAGCCUCCACUGGUUACCAUAACUACAGCCAAACUCUGAGGGGAAGGGGAAGAGGGCGUUCUCCCCCAACCCCAUUAACCCUGGGAAGGUACCAUUCAAAGGUUGGUAAUUCGUAUGUGUAGUAGGCCACAUAGAAGAGACCUUCGGUCUCCCAGAUUUUGGUGUGCUAGGCAUAAUGUUUGGGUAAGGAGAAUUUUGAAAUGGGAGGCCUGGGGAUGGGGUGAGGCAAGAAGGAAGGGUUUCCACCAACCAGCAACCUGGGCCUUAUACUGCCCUUGUUUGUUUAAAAAAAAAAAAAAAGAAAACCACUAGUGUGCAAGGCUUCAUAUUGCACUAUCUCUCCACUGCUUUCUUAUUAAUUUUUUAUUUCUUUAAAAAAAAAAACUUCUUGAUUUUCUAAUAGAGUGUGUCCUUAAGUCAUUCAUAAGCUUACAAUCUCUCUCUCUCUCUAUCUCUUUUCUCUCUCCAGACCUGCAGGGGGCAAGCAGAGGGGAAUUGGGAGGUGAUGGGCAGAGGGAGGAGAUGUGAGGGAAAGGGGGCUUUUUAGAGUUGUAUGGCCCUGCCUCCCUAGCCCAUCCCCAGUCCCUGAUCAUUAGCAUGAGCCCUGUAUCUCCUCCGAGCACCACCACCUAGACUUCUAUAUGGAUAGCACAGUUAUCAAACACACCCUCAGAUUCCGAGUCUCCAACCUGGUUCUUUUUUUUUUUAAGAUAGCAAUAACCACGACACAUUUUACUUUAGUUCUUGAUAGCUUUUUACAUAUGUACCAUAGCUCUGUUCUCUCUUCUUUUUUUCCAAUUUUUUUAAAAUAAAGAAAUACUCAUAAUCUUUACCAGUGAAAAAGGAGGGAAACGUGAAAUGAACAAAAAAAAAAAAAAGCUCAAUGUGUGGAAAAUAAAACAAAACAAAACAAAACACCUGAAUGUGGAAGAGCUUAGCUCCUGUUUUAGCAUUUUGUACUUAAGAAAAUAAAAAACAAAGGAUCUCACAUUUUAUUAAAAAAGUGAAGAUUGCUGUAUACUAUUUAUUCAACUUAUAAUUUAUGUUACUCUUUGAUCUUUGUCUUUUGUCAUGACAAAGCAUUUAUUUAAUAAAGUUAUGCAUUCA